UUGAUUAAUUAAACAGACAAAAAAAAUUUCAUUUGUUUUGAUUUUUCAUACAUUCUAACAACAUUUUUGGCAAAUCAUUCGAAGAUAGACCAAUACCAUUUUUGUUACCAUGUCAGAAUUGUUGUGGUAAUCUAAUCUGUAUAAUGUUUAUUCAAUAAUGUACAAAUGCAUUUAUUUUUACACGCUACCUACAUCACCAUAAUAACAUGAGAAUCCAGACACUGAUAAUGUUGAUGUUUGUAGUGCGCACAAUCAUAUCGUUGAGCUGCGCUCUUGUUCAACCAGUUGUUAGACACAUCUAGACGAGUGAUCAUCUAUUGUAUGUGCUUUGCUUUUUUGUCAGCUGAUUUGCUUCUGGGUCAAUUUUUAUUUUUCGAUUAUAAUUUCGUUCGUUCGUUCGUUCGUUCAUUCAUCGUAACUAUAGUCAACUCAAAAUCAUUCAACAUGUCGGCAGGUGCAUUCAAGAACAUCGAAGAAAGCCUAAGUAAACAUUUACCAGAAGCCGAAUUAAAAGAAGUCAAACGCAUAUUGUACGGCCGAUCUGACGAUCAUAAAUUGAAAUUAGAUGCAAAAACGCUUGAAAUUGCUGAGCAAAAUAACUUCGAAGUAAAAGGCUAUUCAUUUGAUGCAAAACCAGAAGAAUUAAGGAAACCACGUAUCGUUCGGGUUGCCGCUGUUCAGCAUUCUAUUGUUCUUCCAACAACGGACAAAAUCAGUGCUCAACGUGAUGCAAUCUUUGAGAAGGUGGGCAAAAUCAUAAAGGCGGCGGCUGCUUCAAGUGUCAAUGUCAUUUGCUUCCAAGAGGCAUGGAAUAUGCCAUUUGCAUUCUGUACGCGUGAGAAGCAUCCAUGGUGUGAAUUUGCUGAAGAGGCUGAAACUGGCCCAACCACACUCUAUCUGCAGGAAUUGGCCAAAUUGUAUGGCAUGGUGAUCAUUUCAUCAAUUCUAGAACGAGACUCAACCCACGGAGAUACAUUAUGGAAUACAUCCGUGGUUUUAUCCAGUUCGGGCAAAUACCUUGGCAAACAUCGUAAAAAUCACAUUCCCCGCGUUGGUGACUUCAACGAAUCAACGUAUUAUCUCGAAGGUAACACUGGUCAUCCGGUGUUUGACACUGAAUUUGGUAAAAUUGCUAUAAACAUCUGCUACGGUCGGCAUCAUCCACAAAACUGGAUGAUGUUUGGAUUGAAUGGUGCCGAGGUCGUUUUCAACCCAUCAGCAACGGUUGGUGCUCUGAGCGAACCACUGUGGGGUAUUGAAGCACGAAAUGCGGCCAUCGCCAAUAGCUUCUUCACGGUUGCAAUCAAUCGUGUGGGAACGGAACACUUUGUCAACGAAUUCUCAUCGGGCGAUGGUAAACCAGCACAUAAAGAUUUCGGACCAUUCUAUGGCUCAAGCUAUGUAACCGCACCAAAUGGCCACAGAACACCGGGAUUGUCUCGUGAUCAAGACGGUUUGUUGAUUGUCGAAAUGGAUUUGAAUUUGUGUCGGCAAGUGAAAGAUUUCUGGGGAUUCCGUAUGACACAACGAUUGGCUGAAUAUGGUCGUGACUUCAGUCGUGCUGCCGAAAUCGAUUUCAAACCACAAUUUAUCAAUUAAUACUAUUUCAAAUCGAAAUGCUUCCAUUUGAACAACGAAUAAUGCCAUCUUGUUCCAUUUGAAAUUCUUUUUAUUGUGUAUUUUAAAAAAAAUAAUGAAAUGUUUUGAUUAAAAUCUUUAAAUUUACCAUGAAUACAUUCAUAGAUGAGUACAACACA
Molecule: messenger RNA, 1757 nt
Organism: Sitodiplosis mosellana (orange wheat blossom midge)
Lineage: Eukaryota; Metazoa; Arthropoda; Insecta; Diptera; Cecidomyiidae
Product: beta-ureidopropionase
Exons: 7
Coding region: 322-1599 (425 amino acids)
Molecular function (GO): beta-ureidopropionase activity
Source: RefSeq, a predicted model, not a curated record